UUGGUUGCCAGAGAUCGGUGCAGAAGUUAUGAAGCUGUCGUUUUUCUUGGUUCAAUUCGUUACGAGGUCCUCAAGCAAGUGUACGACGCGCGGACAUCUGUGUCUUGGCAGUGGGCACAAAAGUUAGUCAGUCCGAGUCAGCGUCGUCGAGAAUUUGUUCGAAUGAGAGGACCGCGCGGAAAAGGCUAUGCUGAAAUGGCGGUUAUGCGCGUUCCAAAUUGUGGUUAUGAAACUCCAGUAUCGGAACACUCAGUUGGUUUUGAAGGAUUGGGCCAUUGCGGAAUACGACGCAUGUCAGACACAAAUUUAAGUCGUUACCCUCAACGACUAAUGGUGUCUUCCACAUUAUCGGAUUCGCAUUCAAAUCGAGGACGACGUUGGCAAAGCGAAACUGAUACUUUGAAUCAGUAUCCGGAAGUUGAAGCGAGUAGCAUUGACGAUGGUAGGAUUUUGAAU
Molecule: messenger RNA, 456 nt
Organism: Gongylonema pulchrum
Lineage: Eukaryota; Metazoa; Nematoda; Chromadorea; Rhabditida; Gongylonematidae
Source: the annotation of a GenBank genome assembly